GUGUGUGUGUUGGUGUUAGUGUGUGUUGGUGGGUGUGCCUCAGGGUGUGUUAGUGUGUGUUGGUGGGUGUGGUCUGGAUGUGGGGGCGGGGCUCAGGGUCUUAAACACUCGGCUCUUUCACACACCGUCAGUUUGAGUCUGCAGCUCUCGGGUGAACUCAGAUCUCACAGCAGCAGGAUGGACCUUUCAGAUGCUCUUGGCGAUUGGCCCGCUGGUGGCAACAGCCAGUCAUUAGGAGAAACUGCACCUGGUCCUUGGCCCGGGCAGCCCGCCAAUCCGGCCUGGCCAGGUCAACCAGCUGCCAACCCGGCCUGGCCCGGUCAACCAGCUGCCAACCCGGCAUGGCCCGGUCAACCAGCUGCCAACCCGGCAUGGCCCGGUCAACCAGGUCCCAACCCUACCUGGCCCGGAGGUCCUUCUGUAGGUGGAGGCGCCUGGCCUGGAGGUCCCUCACCUCAACCCACCGCACCUGGAGGAUGGCCCAGUCCUUCACCUGGACCUGGACCUGGCGUCCCUGCUGCCCCCCAACAGAGUCUGGUGGUUCCGUACAAACAGACUCUUCCCAGUGGAGUUUAUGACAAACUGCUCAUCACCAUCGCUGGAACCAUCAAACCCAAUGCUAACAAGAUCACAGUGGAUCUGAACACAGACCAAGACUUGGCCUUCCACUUCAACCCUCGCUUCAAUGAGGACGGCAAGAAGGUGAUCGUGAGGAACAGCUGCAUCGGCAAGAACUGGGGGAGAGAGGAGAGAGAACUGCAGCAAUUCCCCUUCGUCCCAGGGCAGCCAUUCGAGAUGAAGAUCAUGUGCACCAACAAAGAGUUUAAGGUGGCCGUCAACAACACUCACCUGCUGACGUUCCAACACCGGGUCACUAACCUGAGAGCCAUCAACCAACUCUCCAUCUACUACGAUCUCACCCUGUCCAGGGUCAACAUGGAGACUCUGCCUUGAGGCAGGUCACCAGAACCACCACAGACCUACUAGGAUCCACUGGAGAUGCACCACCGAUCUGUGGGGGGUCAUCUGUGGAUCUACAGGAGAUCCACCACAAUACUACAGAAUAUCAAUCAUUGAUCCACUGGAGAUCCAUAAAUGAUCCGCCAGAGAUCUACUGCUGAUCCACAAGAGAUUUACUGGAAAUCCACCAGAGAUCUGCUGGAGACCCACCAGAGAUCUACUGGGAAUCCACCAGAGAUCUACUGGGGAUCAACCAGAGAUCUGUAGAGAUCUACUGGGGAUCCACCAGAGAUCUACUGGGGAUC
This is a messenger RNA of Micropterus salmoides (largemouth bass), 1265 nucleotides long. RefSeq names its product galectin-3-like. NCBI's taxonomy places the organism in Eukaryota, Metazoa, Chordata, Actinopteri, Centrarchiformes, Centrarchidae. The transcript is spliced from 7 exons. Gene Ontology annotation, cellular component: immunological synapse; nucleus. Gene Ontology annotation, biological process: macrophage chemotaxis; negative regulation of endocytosis; positive chemotaxis. The record is from RefSeq and is a predicted model, not a curated record. Gene Ontology annotation, molecular function: laminin binding; carbohydrate binding; IgE binding. Bases 178 to 954 code for a protein of 258 amino acids.